AUGACGCAGCUUUUCGCUUCUAGUCCGUCCGGUGUGACGAAUGAGAAACGUGGGAACUUCCCCGGUCUAUCCCUGGCUUCCAAAAAACACAAUGAAUCGAGCCAUCUCCCGACAAGGAUAAAGAAUUUCUUCCGCAUCAAUAGUUCCAGCAGCAAUGUCACUCCUCAUUCCAGCAGCGAUCGAGAACGAGACCGAGACGCCAACCCGUCCACCGGCGCCAAGGCGGAGGCGAAGUCGACAUUCAGACAAUCCCGUUUCCUACCUACUAUCGGUCGCAAUCGCUCAGCCACCGUCGCAAGUGAAGGCAACCCGCUCGACGAAGGCGUCUCUCCUACUGCUACUGCCAAUCCGUACUUCGUACACCAGGGUCAGCCUUCCCUGCAGCAUCGCAACGACGGCUCGGUCCCCUCCUCCCCUCCAGACACCCCUGAAGUGCAGGUGGAUGGUGUCUCUGCUGCUGAGCAGGCUACGACCGCCAACAAGGAGGAAUUAGCGCGGAAGCUUCGCCGGGUUGCGUCCGCACCAAAUGCACAGGGCCUUUUCACGCAAGGUCAGUCUGAUGCACGUCCUCAGACCGCGGAGAUGGGUAAAGAGCCUCUACUCGAACAAUCGGGGGCCACUCAGUCUCAAGUUUGCCUGGUAGGAGCCUCUGGAGAUUGUGACAUUAGUACACUUGCCGUACCCAAACUGGGCCCGAACAACAAGAUCCCGAGUCCCGGUCAGAUUCGCAACUCGGCUGCCUUCCGCAGGACGUAUAGUUCGAAUUCGAUUAAGGUCCGGAAUGUGGAGGUUGGCCCUAGCAGUUUCGACAAGAUCAAGUUGAUCGGCAAGGGAGAUGUAGGCAAGGUCUACCUUGUUCGUGAGAAGAAGACGAGUCGUUUGUACGCGAUGAAAGUAUUGAGUAAAAAGGAGAUGAUCAAGAGAAACAAGAUCAAGCGGGCACUGGCCGAGCAGGAAAUUCUUGCUACGAGCAACCAUCCGUUCAUUGUGACUCUGUACCACUCUUUCCAGUCUGAGGAUUACCUCUACUUGUGUAUGGAGUACUGCAGCGGCGGUGAAUUCUUUCGAGCACUUCAAACUCGCCCAGGAAAGUGUAUAUCGGAGGAUGCCGCCCGUUUCUAUGCCGCAGAAGUCACUGCCGCUCUAGAAUACCUCCAUCUCAUGGGAUUCAUCUAUCGCGAUCUGAAACCAGAAAAUAUUCUUCUUCACCAGUCUGGCCACAUUAUGCUGUCAGACUUCGAUCUGUCCAAACAAUCUGGACCAGGCGGGGCCCCUACUAUGAUUCCUCCUCGCAGCGGCAACUCCGCCACGUCGUUACCCACCAUUGACACCAAGUCAUGUAUUGCUGACUUCCGAACAAACUCGUUUGUUGGCACCGAAGAGUACAUUGCCCCGGAGGUCAUCAAGGGUUGCGGACAUACCAGCGCGGUCGAUUGGUGGACUCUGGGCAUCUUGAUCUACGAGAUGCUUUACGGGACCACGCCCUUCAAGGGCAAGAAUAGGAAUGCAACGUUUGGAAACAUCCUAAGGGACGAAGUGCAAUUCCCAGAGCAUGCGGGGGUGCAGCAGAUCUCGAAUUUAUGCAAGUCCCUGAUUCGCAAGUUGCUGAUCAAGGAUGAAACCAAGCGUCUUGGCGCUCGAGCUGGGGCGUCGGAUGUCAAGACUCAUCCUUUCUUCCGGCAGACGCAAUGGGCGCUCAUCCGCCAUAUGAAACCGCCCAUGAUUCCACACCAGAGUCGCGGAACGGACACGGCGAAUUUCCGUAAUGUCAAGGAGAGCGCAAGUGUCGAUAUUGGCGGGACUUCGAAGCCCAAGGGCGUCCCUCUAGAAUCCGGUCUUGCCACUCCCAACGGAGAGGUGGCUGAUCCUUUCGAGGAGUUCAAUAGUGUUACGCUUCAUCAUGACGGAGACUUUUAG
Aspergillus fischeri NRRL 181 is the source of this 1917-nucleotide messenger RNA. Its product is annotated as putative serine/threonine protein kinase (Nrc-2). Lineage: Eukaryota; Fungi; Ascomycota; Eurotiomycetes; Eurotiales; Aspergillaceae. Gene Ontology annotation, biological process: protein phosphorylation. Gene Ontology annotation, cellular component: plasma membrane; cytoplasm; nucleus. The record is from RefSeq and is a predicted model, not a curated record. Gene Ontology annotation, molecular function: ATP binding; protein serine/threonine kinase activity. Bases 1 to 1917 code for a protein of 638 amino acids. The transcript is spliced from 5 exons.